AGAGCAGACCAGAGUCAGGCAGCACCAGUCCGCCUCACACUAGGCAGGUCCUGAUUCACUUAGAACAGGACGAGCUGCCUCUGCCAUAGCGUACUCACUUGCUCCUUUGGAAGGGUGUGUUGGACUAAGUCUCUAACCUGGGCUGGUCUCACAUGGGUGUAUAGCUGAAGCUGACCUGGAACUUGUGAUCUUCGUGAGUGCUGGGAGAAGGGCUGUGCAAACUCCCAGUUUAUGUGGUGAUGGGGAUCAAAACCGAGCUUCAUGCAGCCUGUGGGUUUAAGUUCAUUAGGAAGCGACCAGAAUUGUGCCCUGGAAGACGCCCCUGGCAGGCUUAAGCAAGCAAGCUUAGAGAGUCAAGCGACAAUACUGUAAAAAGUCUUCCUGCCUGUGGCCUUACCUAAGACUAUGGACCCCGCUUCUGUGCACAUCUGUGCAUGUGUCUGUUUUGCUGACAACUGUACAUUAUAAUCUCUCAAUGCUCAGGGCUAUUCCAAGCUGGAGGCUCUGUUGUGGUACAAUAGAACAUUCAUCUGGAAUGCCUGCUAGUAAAAUACUGAGUCAUGAAGACUGGGGCCAUCGUUUUUAUCCUUAGGAGUCUGUUAUCAAUAACCUACCUGCCUUUGGUGUUGAUGACACUGGACAUCCCUGAGGAGCUACAAAAAGCCGUGGGGAGAGUCAUUGUCAAUGCCACAGGAUGCAGUGUUACAUGUGGCCUUGGCUACAAGGAAGAGACGGAGUGCGAGGUGGGUCCCGACGGAGUGAGGAGAAACUGCACGUUCCAGCGUUUGGAGUGUGUGACCAACUGGAUCUGUGGGAUGCUCCAUUUCACCAUCGUCCAUGGGAAGACGUUUGAGCUGAACUGUCUCAGCUCAGACAUCCUGGAGAAAGGGCAGGAAGCCUUCCGCUUCACCUGGAGGCUUGCCCGGGGCAUCAUCUCUACUAACGACGAGCUUUUCAGACCCUUCCGAGCCAAUUCCCCCUUUAUAGGAUUUAAACCAGCCUAUGAGUAUAACGCUGGGACGUAUCGAUGUGACGUGCAGCUGCUAAAAAACUUGAAAUUUGUCAAGAGGCUCUAUUUUGGACUGAGGGUCCUUCCUCCAAAGUUGGUAAACCUAAAUUUCCAACAGUCCCUUACUGAGGAUCAGAAGUUGAUAGAUAAGGGCUGGGAAGUUAAUCUGGACAAUGGGUCUAAGCCUCACCUCCCUGUGUGGCAAAGGAAAGUGACAUCGGCCUUGGGCAUAGGAAUUGUGGCUGGAGUGGUUGGCGGCGUGUUGGUGAGCGUUGCUGUCUUCAAGGCCCUGGGAGGGACUGAUGGCAGUGGGGGCCGCACCCGCUUAUGAUGCAAGUCUUCCUCCCAGGAGGCUGGCUACCUAGGAAGCUAAGCUAGAUUGUAUGUGUGCCUCUGAUGGUGAAGUGUCAAAAGAGGGCUCUCAGCCAGAGUUGGCUAGGAGGCUGGGAAGAUGUAACCUCAGUAGUUCAGGGCAGCAUCCACCAUUGUAUUCAGGUUUCCCUGAUCCUAGAUGCUCAGGAGAUCCACUGCAGGCUUAGGUUCUGUCCCUAGAGAGAGUUCUGUCUUGCAAGCUUGUUUUUGUGCCACACUUCCCAGUGUGUGUGCCCCGCUCACCUCCACUCCACCUCUCUGAACAGUGUAUUGACCAGAAUGUACUAAUCGCAGCCUUUUAUGUUGGGAGUUUUUUUUUAAUUUUUUUUUUGUUUUGUUCAAUAAAAAUAAUUCACAGGAA
Molecule: messenger RNA, 1742 nt
Organism: Mus musculus (house mouse)
Lineage: Eukaryota; Metazoa; Chordata; Mammalia; Rodentia; Muridae
Gene: Tmem81
Product: transmembrane protein 81
Exons: 2
Coding region: 561-1340 (259 amino acids)
Biological process (GO): sperm-egg recognition
Cellular component (GO): plasma membrane
Molecular function (GO): protein-macromolecule adaptor activity
Source: RefSeq, marked validated